Plasmopara halstedii is the source of this 2937-nucleotide messenger RNA. RefSeq names its product Mitochondrial inheritance and actin cytoskeleton organization protein. The transcript has a single exon. The coding region runs from base 1 to 2937 and encodes 978 amino acids. Gene Ontology annotation, biological process: N-terminal peptidyl-methionine acetylation. Gene Ontology annotation, cellular component: cytoplasm; NatB complex. The record is from RefSeq and is a predicted model, not a curated record. Gene Ontology annotation, molecular function: protein-N-terminal amino-acid acetyltransferase activity. NCBI's taxonomy places the organism in Eukaryota, Oomycota, Peronosporomycetes, Peronosporales, Peronosporaceae.
AUGUCGGAUAAUGCGUGGCUUAUGGCUCGCUAUGUGCGGCCUAUCUAUCAAGCAAUUGAUGAUCACCAAUACAAGAAUGCCAUUAAACUCUGCUCACACAAACGUGUGGCACAUUUAGACAUCGUGCAGGUGCUCAAAGCGCAUUCGCUGGAACGUACGGGUCGCGUGGAGGAAGCUUUGAACAUAUGUCGCUAUCUUCAGCUUAAGCAGCCUACUGACGAGACAUUGCUUAAUACUAUGAACUUGGUCUUUAAGUUAGCCGGAUGCGAGCAUGAGAUGCUUCCAACUUUUGAACAUGCCUGCGCUGUGAGUAAUCCACCAAAUGAAGAACUCUUCUUGUCGCUGUUCGUGAGUUAUGCACGUUGCAGCGCCUUCCUUAAGCAGCAGCAGACGGCGCUGAAAAUGUUCAAAGCUUUUGGAAAAAUUAAAUACGUUUGCUGGGCAGCACUUAGCAUGAUGCUGCAGGUGGAGCAUGGUGGUGCACCAGCGCGUAUGCUAGCGCUGGCCGAGAAGAUGCUGAUCAAGACGCUGAGAGAAACAAAAUCGGAUGAUGGUGAAGCGUUGCAAUUAGUAGUUUUGAUUAUGCAGCUGCAAGGGAAUGAUGAUGGUGCAUUGGAAACGUUUGACGAGCUCGUACGAGUGGACGAUAGCAAGGAUAAGAAGAUAGUGACACUUGGACGUGCUGCAGAAGGUGAAGGAGAAUAUGACGAAGAAAUUGAGUUGGGAUGUAUGCAGACUAUUGAUAAAUUGUCGCUAGAGGCAACACUUGCAAAAAAUGUGAAGAAUUGGAAACGAUGUGCGGCGGUAAAUCGAAAGCUUUUAGAGGAAUUUAAUGCGGAUGACUGGACUUUUUUGAAGGACUACAUCGCUGCUCGAUUUAUAGAAAAGUCUGACUGCAAUAUGGACGAGCUGUUGACACUUCGAGAAGAACUGACAGAGUUCUUACAUGAUCUAGCGUCUACACCAGGAAACGAUCGCAUACGAGGUCCUGCUCUCGCUCAAAUUCAUGUCAAUUGCGAGAUUUUAAAGAGGUUGGAUGCAGAAGAUGCGGCUAUUUCAACGGCUGAGAUGAAUCUGCAAGAGAAUAUCGUUGCCUAUGCGGAUAGAUUUCACUUCAAGACGUGCUGUUUUACUGAUUUGAAACAAUACUUUACUCUGUAUUUGAACGAGAGCUCGACUUUCUCAUCACAUGCUAAAUCAAAUUUAAUUACUUACUUUGUGAAGAUGUCGACGGAGUCUGCGCAUUCGCUAAAGCUCAAGCCGACAGGCAAUGAUGUGGAUGAUGAAGUUACUCGUAAAAUUGGACAAGCUAGUCUAAGCAAGCGUCUACUUGCACUCAAGUCGCUUCGCUUUCUGGGCUUCUACGACAACGUGGAGCACUUUUCUGUUGUUAGUUUGGAUCACUUGGUAAAGGAGCUUGAAGAUGAAUAUGAAGCAACGAACUGGCUUAACGUUGGUAGCGCCGGUGGCCAGCGAGAGGUGCAGCUUACAGAUGACUUAUUGCUGCUUGCUGCACAUACGCUGCUUGAUAUUUAUCAGCGCUCAAGCGGUCAUCGAUCGUACUUGGAGCGAGCUGCAGGACUACUCGAGUAUGGAUUGGAAAAGAGUGCAUAUAAUUUCCAGAUGAAGCUUCUCUUAUCUCGUGUGUACGGCUAUUUGGGUGCUGCAAAAGCAAUGUUGAGCCGUCAUGCGGAACUAGAUAUUAAGUAUGUGCAAUUGGACUCCUUGUCAUUUUUGGUCUUGGAUAAACUGCUCGGCCUGUGUUACUAUCCCGAAGCACAGAAGCUGACAAACCGAAUUCUAUCCUUGCACAAUAGCACGGCGAAGGACACACCUGAGUAUAUUGCUCGUGCGUAUCGACUUGGCGUAUAUUCCAAGGUGGUGGAUAUGUCUACCUUUCUUCACAAGCGCAUGAAAAAGUCUCAUACACUAGCUAUAAGCAAAGGUGAGACGCUGCGCUUCGAGCUGCUCGACGCUCUUGCUUUAGGACCUUCAAAAUUGUUCGAGGUCGUGACAUCUUCGAAUUUCGAUGCGCAAGUGACUGACCUAGAAAAUAUGCUUGCGCUUGAUGGCGCUGAAUUGUCGUAUAAUCAGCAUCGUGAGGUCAUCGUAGACUGGACUGCACAACCACGAAUCCCGACAGGUGCCUUCUUUGCUCAAGACGAUGCACCUCUAGUGGAAUAUGAUUGCUCCGCUGAUGCCUCGUCUUCUUUGCUAUGGCUCAAACUCCGCUUGCUGGUGCCAAAGCUGCUCAAAAAUCUUGCAGACGACGACCACACCACUUUAUUUGAUCUGAAAAAUGAGUACGACGACAUAGUAACUAAACUUCACCUCAUUGCGUCGGAAAACCAAAAACCUCAGCUUCAUGAGAAGCUCUGGCAAUGGAGUUCCGCUACAAUCGCGACAUCUGUGCAAUUGGUGAACAGUCUGAGUAACAAUAUAGAAGAGCAAACGGAUUUAUCUCCAGCAGUGAUGGAACUCGAGCGUGACUUUAUUGCGAUAGUGGAGCAACUAAAAGCAAAUAUGGUCUUUAGUGCUGAGACCACACGUGAUUUAGUGACGUUUUCGCCGUAUGCUGUAUCCACAAUGUCGUCGUUACUGCUUGACACAGGUCUCACCUCACUAUGUGUACUGGCACUUACGCAGCGUAUGCUGAUGAAAGCAAAAACGAAGAAGAGUGAGCAACUUUCAGCUUCAUUCACUGCACUACGCAACCUUUUCAAGCAAAUGAACGAAUCUUUUACGUCAUUACAGACGUGCAUUACCGAAAUUCAAAUCACAUCGCCAAUCUUAUCAAAGAUUUCGUCUUCGCUAAAAGAUCAGGCCAUGCAGAAGGCGUCUAUGAACGUAUUGAAAUCGCAACAAUCACUUCAAAAACGACUGAUUGACUUGCUUAAAGUUCGUUGCGCUAGUAUUCGCACUAUUUUGCACAAGUAA